CAAAGGUCAUAGAGGCUAGGUACGUAUGUAGACUUGAUCUCACACGUACGUACACAUGGUGAUGUGUUUCUGAAUCUAAGCUUAGCAUAAAGCCGUGUACCCUAUUGCUUUUCUGUUCUCAUUGAUUAAAGUACCGCCCUAUUGCAAUGGCAAGUGCCACAAAUUCCAACACGGCCACUCCUCCAUUGAGCCAGGCAUCACACAGCCCAAUAUCGGCAGCUGCCCUCUCGGCAGCACAACUCGUAACGUCUGCCGCUGUCAACAGUACUGCGGGGGCAUCGUCACAGUCACAGGGUUCAUCAUCGUCGAGUCAGUUCCAGCGUCUGAAAGUGGAGGAUGCUCUCUCGUAUCUGGACCAGGUCAAGCUGCAGUUCGGGAACCAGCCGCAGGUCUACAACGACUUCCUUGACAUCAUGAAGGAGUUCAAGUCCCAGAGUAUUGACACUCCCGGAGUCAUCAGUCGUGUGUCUAACCUCUUCAAAGGUCAUCCGGAUCUCAUAGUGGGUUUCAACACAUUCCUUCCCCCAGGCUUUAAGAUUGAAGUGCAUCAGAACGAGAUCAACAUCAGUGGCCCUGCCCAACACUCCGUAACACUGGCCAAGAUAGCACAGGCUCACAACAGCAGCACUGCCGCCGCAAUAGAGGCAGCAAAGGCCGAGGCCGCCCUCUCCUCUGCCACCACAACCUCUGCUGGGGGCACCGCUGCAACAACUGGUUCAACCGGAUCAACCAGCGGAGGCCAUCAGCCAGUCGAGUUCAACCAUGCUAUCAACUAUGUCAACAAAAUUAAGAAUCGGUUCCAGAACCACCCGGACAUCUACAAAGCUUUUUUGGAGAUCCUACACAAAUACCAGAAGGAGCAGCGUAUUCUCAAGGAGGGUGGCAACAUCAGCAACAUCCCUCUCAAUGAGUCAGAGGUGUACAUGCAGGUCUCCAACUUAUUUGAGAAUCAAGAGGAUCUCUUGUCAGAGUUUGGUCAGUUUCUACCGGAUGCCACAGCGUCCUUUGGUGCCUCCUUUAUGGGCCCACCCCCUACCAAGAAACCAGCACUCAGCUCGUCCGGGGGCGGGAAGGGGUCCAAACCUGUACACAGCAGGAAGGCAUCGCAGAGUGGGAGUACUUCCUCAGGGGGAGGUGGUAAGAAGCCGAAGAGUUCGGCCAAAGAUGUCCUGGCUGAGGCCGCCAAACACACCAACUAUACUGAGGUGGCUCUCUUUGACAAGAUUCGUCGGGCAUUUAAGAAUCCGGAUAUCUACGAUAAUUUCCUCCGUUGUCUGGUGCUGUUUAAUGAGGAAAUUGUAUCGAGACAAGAGCUGGUGCAUCUCGUCACACCGUUCCUGGGAAAGUUCCCUGAAUUAUUAUCCUCGUUCAAGACGUUGCUGGGGUUCAAGGACCCUAGUCUAGUGGAGGCCUUGCCCUCAUCGGGGGGGACCACCCCCUUCUCAAACAAGGAGAGGGUCACAGAGUUUGCUGCCGAGAUAGAUUACAAGAGCUUGAAACGUCAUGGUGCCAGUUACAGAGCCCUCCCUAAAACAUACGCCCAACCGAAAUGCUCCGGACGAUCUCACAUGUGUCAGGAUGUGCUCAACGAUACGUGGGUGUCAUUUCCAAUGUGGUCCGAAGAUUCAACUUUUGAGGGCACCAGAAAAACUCAGUAUGAGGAGUACAUCUUCAGGUGUGAGGACGAACGAUUUGAACUCGACGUUGUCUUGGAAACCAAUCUCUCUGCAAUACGGUAUCUCGAAGCCAUUCAGAAGAAAAUGUCGCGGAUGUCUUCCGAGGAGCUCACUCAGUUCACACUCGACAGUGGUGUAGGGGGGCGCUCUGAGAUACUACAACGAAAGGCCAUACAUCGUAUCUAUGGCGACAAGGCUGCGGACAUUGUAGAUGGCCUAGUAAAGAACCCCAAUAUAGCCGUACCUGUGGUUCUUAAGAGGCUGAAGUCGAAACAAGAGGAAUGGCUUGAGGCUCAGAAAUCAUUCAACAAAACGUGGAGAGACCAACUGGAGAAGUAUUACCUCAAGUCUUUGGACCACCAAGGAAUCAACUUCAAACAAGUGGACACUCGAGCCAUGCGCUCAAAGUCCCUCAUCACAGAGCUAGAGACAGUGUUUGACGAGAGACAGGAACAGCUGGCAGAGGGCGGGGCUCCAGUAUUAGGACCACACCUACUUUACUCAUUUCCCAGUGAAGGCGAUGUGUUCAAUGAUGCUGUCGGCCUUGUCAUGUACUAUACUAAGAGGGCGUCCAGUUUACAGCACAGCGAUGCUUUAAAGAUCAGGUCCCUGUUGACCAUGACACUGGCGGACUUCUUCUUUUAUCCGAGAGCCGAGGUGAGCUCAGAGGAUGACCUCAGUCCUGACACAGACUCUGACUCUAUGGAAGUGGAUAUCACUCCAACCAGGGAAAUGGGUGAAGCUUCUACGCCUGUCCGAGUAGCUAGUAACCAAGACAACAAGAGCGGAGACAAGUCAAUCGGGAGUGCACUAGUACCUGAAGUUCAACCACACUUUGCCAGCAUGGACUAUCAUGUGAUGUUCACCAACAGUGUCCUCUACACAUUCUUCCGACUAUUCCAGUUUCUGUGUGAGCGCUUGAACAAAGUGUACCAGUCUUCUCUGUCGAGCAUAGCGGAGCUAGAGUCCCACUCCACUGUCACAAGUCUGGAGGAGCUGAACGGGGGUGAUGGGGUGGAGUCAGCAGAGGUGAAGGAGAGCUCUGUGGCGCUCCAACUGGGUCUCCGGAAACCACCUGACAUCAAAGUGGAAGAGUACUACCCCACUUUCCUCAAUAUGGCCAAGAAUUUCAUGGAAGGAAAUAUCGACACAACGACGUAUGAAGACACGUGUCGUGAGAUGUUCGGAGUCAAUGCCUACGUCGUGUUCACCAUCGACCGACUCGUACAGAACAUUGUCAGACAGCUUCACGCUAUUAUCUCGGAAGAGAGUUGCUACAAGAUGAUGGAAUUGUACACAAGCUUUGUUGAGAACAUACCACCCUCUUUUGUACGUGGAGAGUCUCGAUUGGGGGCGGAGUCAGCCUACCAGAGGAAGGCAGAGUCUCUGAUGGGAGAUGACAAUUGCUGCCGAGUUGUCUUUAAGAAAGACUACACUUUGACCUUUGAACUUUUGGAUACCGAUGAAACACCAGACACCGUUCGCCAGGAUGUCAAGAAGUGGCAUAACUACCUUCAAGCGUACAGUCGUACAGGGGAAGAGGCUCCCCCUGAAAUGAUGGAUAUCAUGACCACCAGAACUGUCUUCUUAAAAAGGAGUCUACGCAAGUGCUCCAUGCCUCCCCUGGUUACCGAGGAAGAAGUCAUCCUCUCUAUCCUGCCCAACAUGGAGACCAGUGGAGCCAUCGAGUUUAAAAUGGACAAAAAGUCGUAUAGAAUGGUCCCACUGGCCAACAGUGAGGACUAUCUCUACAACAAGAACUCCCUGGACCGAGCUAGAGAGGUCAACCCGCUAGUAUUCGCACGUAAGAAAACCAAGUUUCAAGAGUGGCUCAAGGGCUGGUGUGCUGAUCAUGUGACAACCGAGGAUAGUGACCUUUGUACCGACUGGUUCCUUGGGAAAGGGGCUUUAUUUGGAGGAGACACGCCCCUAACGGAACGUCGAGAGGAGCAAUGUAUCGGACAGUCACGGAAUAAGUACAUAACCAGCUGAAUAUAACACUUUGAGAUGAGACUCUUAAACUAUAGCUACCUAAACUGCUAUUGCAUAUAGUAUGAUUUUGAAAAGCAAUUUUUUGUUGUUGCUAUCCCCUACUACGUCUUUCUUGUAUAACUAUAAAUCUGAUCUUUAAAAUAAAUGAAAUGUGUUGAGUGAA
Molecule: messenger RNA, 3831 nt
Organism: Halichondria panicea
Lineage: Eukaryota; Metazoa; Porifera; Demospongiae; Suberitida; Halichondriidae
Product: paired amphipathic helix protein Sin3a-like
Exons: 25
Coding region: 147-3668 (1173 amino acids)
Biological process (GO): negative regulation of transcription by RNA polymerase II
Cellular component (GO): chromatin; Sin3-type complex
Molecular function (GO): transcription corepressor activity
Source: RefSeq, a predicted model, not a curated record